Molecule: messenger RNA, 3473 nt
Organism: Lucilia sericata (common green bottle fly)
Lineage: Eukaryota; Metazoa; Arthropoda; Insecta; Diptera; Calliphoridae
Gene: Ythdf
Product: YTH domain-containing family protein
Exons: 10
Coding region: 232-2538 (768 amino acids)
Biological process (GO): mRNA destabilization
Cellular component (GO): cytoplasm
Molecular function (GO): N6-methyladenosine-containing RNA reader activity; mRNA binding
Source: RefSeq, a predicted model, not a curated record
CAGUACUACUAGUCUGGCAACUCUUGAUGUGUGCAACAAAAAGCAAAAUGGUUGUUCUUUAUUCUGAAGGAGGAGGAGAAAUAUAAUAUAAAAAGAAAGAAUUGAAAAUACACCACAGUCCAGUCUAGCAAUUAUUGAUAAAAAUUUUAAUAGAUAUUUUAUUUGUGUUUACAACCGUUUGUGUUUUUAGAUAUAAUUUUUAAGAGCAAAGUUCGCUGAAUUCUACAGCAAAUGUCAUCAGGCGUGUCAGAUCAGAUGAAAGUACCCGGAAAUACAGCAAAAAAUGUUGAGGAGCGCAAUAUACCAUGGAGCCAGCAAGUGGAUGAAGCUGCUUCUUAUGAAAAUUUAGCUUCUCCGAUCAACGAAGAAAAUUCCUCUGCUGCCAAUCAAAGCUCCUCUUCUAUGCAGUUUCAAUAUCCACCAUUCAAUGCAAAAGAGAAUCAAAGCAACUCUGCACCAUGGGGCAAUUAUAAAUCUCGCAAAUCAAGCACUCAAUCUUCAACAUCUAAUUAUGACAACAAUAAGAAAUAUAAUAAGCCUGCUUUUUAUAACAACUCAAAAAGAGAUGAUUAUCAACCCAAUGCUUGGGGUACUAAUAAUUCCCGUAGAUCCGAUAAUGUAUCAGGAAAUUAUAACCGGGCGAGACAUGAGGAAAGUGGUCGAUACGAUAACUACAAUUCGGAGAAAUUGGACAAUAGACCUAGCGCAAACAAUGCGCCAGAUGAGAAGAAAACAAGCACAGCACCAGCUGCUGCAGCACCUAAAAAGACUACUUGGGCUUCUAUUGCUUCACAACCUGCUAAGCUCACAUCAAGAACUACACUUACAACUUCCAGCCACAAAAAGAAGGGUCCGGGCAUGCCACCUCCACCAAUGGUACCAGGAAAACACAAUUUGGACGUGAAUACUUGGGAUUUGCCAAACAAUAAUCCGCCUCCUGUGCCGUCGCCUCCACCUCCUAUUGAUUUGGGGUCAAACGAAAUCAAUUCCGAUUUUUCACCAGGAAUAGGCUCUGAUUUUGAUUUGGGAAGUCGUCCUGAUAAUAACAGUGGUCAUAAUAAAGGCCAAGACGUACUUCGAGAUGAAAACAAUAAGCAAAAUUACAACAGUAAUUUUGGGCGUGUACGAAGCUCACCAAAUGGUCAUUCGCGCAAAAAUUGGUCAACCCAACAUCCCUUGUAUCAGGGUGGACGACAGCCAAGCGGUGGAUCUUCUUCUGGACCCAUACGUCGUGGUGAGGCUCCCUCUAGCGUAGGAGAGAGUGGAAUAAGCGGCGGCGGUGGAGGUAGUGGUGGUGGUAACGUCUCAAGCGCCGGUCGCUAUGGGGAUCGUAGGAACAAUUACGCAUCUUCCAGGCAUGAACACGACAGUGGAUCUUUUGACUACCGCGAAGAAAGCAGUACUAGAAGUGUAGAGGCAAAUGACAGAGCUGCAGCCGUUGAAUCACCACAAGCUGUCUUAGAGGAACUUCGAGAUAAAAACAAUUAUAAUCCGGCUGAAAUUGAUUUAGAUCGAGCCACUUCAGCCAGGUUCUUUGUUAUUAAGUCGUACUCGGAAGUUGAUGUUCAUCGCAGUAUAAAGUAUGAAAUCUGGUGCUCAACUGAUCACGGAAACAAGAGACUUGAUGAUGCCUUUAAAGAACGCAGCAAGGAUGGAGGCAACAUUCUGCUCUUUUUUUCUGUGAAUGGCUCAGGCCAUUUUUGCGGUAUGGCUCAAAUGAUGACAUCGGUGGAUUACAACUCAACGUCAAGCGUUUGGUCGCAAGACAAAUGGAGAGGCAAGUUUAAAGUUAAGUGGAUAUAUGUAAAAGAUGUGCCCAACAAAGAGCUGCGCCACAUAACUCUCGAAAAUAACGAAAACAAGCCUGUAACAAAUUCUCGCGACACGCAGGAAGUUCCCCAUGCAAAGGGCAUUGAGGUGUUACAAAUUCUACAUACGUUUAAACAUAAGACCUCCAUAUUUGACGACUUCUACCACUACGAAAAGAAGCAAGAAGAGGAAAUGUCUUCAAAGAAACCCCCUGGUGGCUAUGAUGGCGGCCCCCCUACAACUAUUGGUCGUAAUUUCAACAUGCGCCAAAACGACGAUAGAGAUCGCGAUCGUGAUCGGGAACGUGACCGUGACCGAGAUGGUCGUGGUCUUGGUGGUGGCGGAGGUGUUCAAAAAUAUUUCGGGGAUAGUUCUUCAUUUCGAAGUGAGAGAAAUAACUCCUAUCGCGGUGGUUAUAAUACAUAUAAUGAUCACCGUCGUUUCGAUAGUCACCGAAGUGGUGAUCGUGGAGAUUUUAGAGACACAGAUGCCGAUCGAGAGAACAAUGAACAAUACAAUAAUUUAAGCCGACACAUGUCGAAAUACGAUUAUAAUCGUGGGCGAGGUGGAGACGAGCGAGCGCUGCCAAAACACAAUAAUCGGGAGCGGGACUUUCCGGAUGAACAGCACAUUAAAAGCGAGUCGUCACGUAUUCGCUCUGGACCAAGAGAAACUCAAAAAGACAACGAAUAUCCCAACUCGGACCGCAUUCGGGGCACUGACUACUGAUCAGUAUAAAAAGAUCAGCUAAAUUUUAUUGAUAACCAUAGAAGACAAACUAAUACAAAUAAACAGAUACACAUGCAUUCAACACACCGAUGUAUUUUUAAGUACAUGGACAUAAGAUGUUAAUGGGUACGAACCAGUAUGUAUUGCAUGCCCAACAUAAUCGAAAAGCAGUUCAGAGGAUAAUAAAUUGUUGAAUGCGCAAUGGAUUUGUGUUGUCGCUAUAACUUUUAUUUCAUUAUUUUCUAAUAAUUAUUAAUCACCACUUAUAAAAUAAUAAUAAACGGAAAUCAAUUUGCAGCAUUAUAUGCCUGAAACCAACAGCAAGAAGCAUCAAGUAUAAACACCAAUAACAAACAAUAUACAUAAAAUAAGCAACUGCUAAAGAAUUUUAUUAUGAUUACAAUUCAAAAAUAAAAAAAUAAAAACGAAAAAGAGAAACAAAAACAUGAAUAAUUCAAAUAUGCAUCUUUCUAGGGAUCUAUUAAAUGUAUUUUAAAUGCCGAUUUUUACUCCAUACCGUUGCAAUUAGUAAAGCAUCAAAAAUCAAUUUACGUUAAUAAAAAACAAAAAAUAAAAAUAUAUAUAAAUAUAAAUAUUAUAAAUAAAUAAAUAAACUAAUUAAUUAAUGAUUAAUUAUAAUAACGAUGAUUAUGAUAAACAAACAUUAAGAGAAAAAAUAAACAAACAUAAACAAAAACAAAAAAGAGAGAAACAAAACUAACGAUAAUAUUUUUACGUAAUUAUUUAUUAGUAUAUAAUGAUUAUUCUAAUUUUGAUCGAUUGAUUAAUUAAUUAUUAAUUGAAAAUAUAAGAGAGAAAACAAGAAAAUAAUAAUUUAAUUAUUGAUAAAUUUUCAAAGGUUUGCUAAAGUCAUUCCUUGUAGUUGCACUGUAAUAAAUAAAAAAGAACAUACAAAAAGAUAAAAAGUAACAAAA